AUGGCCGAUUCGGACGAGGAGCCGACUUCUCCCGCCGAAUCCCCUCCGCCUCAAUCCCCGCCGGCCACCACACGCAGCACCACCGAUGCCUCGCGGAGGCCACCGCCUGCGCCAAUGGCGCUGAGAGGGCCUACCACGCAGAUGAAUCCGGAUAUCGCUGCCAAGAUGAAGGCCUUCUCCUUGUCAAGAGCCGGGCCAGCCACGCCACAGCCCAACAGAGGCCCCUUGAGCCCUCCUGCAGGGUUAUCUUCAGGUCCCGCUGUAGGUGGCUUCCCGUCCAAUUUCCAGCUUCCCGCCGGUAUGAAUCGACUUGCUUCUGCUCCCGCUGUUCCAGGAGCCGCCGCGUCUAGGGGACCUUCACUGGCCGAGAAACGCGGAAUGAAGCUGCCUGGGGGCCUGCCAGGGCAAGCGCCACCGCCCGCCGGCGACGCAGCGAAACCGCCCGGCAGACAGAAACCUAGAAUGACUCUGUCGCAAAUGGGCGGUGGACCAGCAAAUGGGGAUCCGAACGCUGGUCAAGAGCCACGGAAAGAUCAGUCGCAGAUGGACAAGUAUGCCGAUCUUAUAGAUACCAAGACCGGAGCUCUGCGGUUCAAGGGCAAGGCGACGGUCCACGGCGGGGGUAUCGACUUCACAUCAGGCAAGAGUUUCAGUAUCAGUCUGGAUGAGGUCGACACGUUGGAUGAGUUGGGCAAGGGAAACUACGGCACUGUGUACAAGGUCCGACAUUCACGUCCCAAGUUCCGGCGACAAGGUCAGGGCUUGGCAGGAAACAAGGCGAGAGGGCCGGCGGCCGACAAGGAGGAGGAAGUGAAUGCAGCGUCACCGCAACGACCGGCAGACGCUGUUCCGACACCCACAAAUGCCACCUCUGCGCAGGCGUAUGGACGUGGCGGCACGACUGGUAUCGUGAUGGCGAUGAAGGAGAUGCGGCUCGAACUGGACGAUGCCAAGUUCCAGUCUAUCAUAAUGGAACUUGACGUUUUGCAUCGAUGCAUAUCGCCCUACAUUGUCGACUUCUACGGUGCGUUCUUCCAAGAAGGCGCCGUGUAUAUCUGCAUGGAGUACAUGGAUGGAGGCAGUGUUGACAAGAUUUAUGGGGAUGGUGUCCCCGAAAACGUGCUGAGAAAGAUUACGUAUUGUACGACGCUGGGGCUGAAGUCACUCAAGGAGGAGCACAACAUUAUACAUCGAGAUGUCAAGCCGACCAACAUCCUCGUGAAUACAAGAGGACAGGUCAAGAUUUGCGAUUUUGGCGUGUCCGGUAAUUUGGUGGCCAGUAUAGCCAAGACAAACAUCGGUUGUCAGUCAUACAUGGCGCCUGAGCGAAUAUCAAGUGGCGGCAUGGCACAGGCAGGAGCAUCCGCAGGAACAUACAGCGUGCAGUCGGACAUUUGGUCGUUAGGGUUGACAAUCAUUGAGUGCGCCCUGGGGAGAUAUCCAUAUCCACCAGAGACGUACGACAACAUCUUCUCGCAGCUUUCGGUAAGUGAAUACAAACAAAUCAGGUGCGGGACGGUCAGAUGCUGACACAUGGAAAGGCAAUUGUCGAUGGUGACCCGCCAGAUCUUCCAACAGACACGUUCUCGGAAGCAGCUCAUGACUUCGUUGCUGGCUGCCUGAACAAGAUCCCGAAGCUCCGACCAACAUAUCCCAUGCUUCUACAGCAUGCAUGGCUAGCGCCGCUGGCAAAACCAGACACCAUUGCCGAAGAGGAUGAAGAAGCCGCCGAAGCUGCGGCAGAGGCAGAAGCGAACGGUGAAACAGUCGAGGCGCAGCCCCUAGCAGCCAGUCAAGCAGACUUUGUCGACCGAGAAGUUGGCGAGUGGGUGACUGAUGCUCUCGAUAAGAAGAAGAAAGGUCUUCUUGGCAAGCACGCGAAACCUGCCUUGCACGCCGCACCGCUCGACGCCGUGGGUAGUCCGCCGGCGGAAAAGCCUACGAGUGGUGCUGUCGCUGUGUGA
Lecanosticta acicola is the source of this 1964-nucleotide messenger RNA. NCBI's taxonomy places the organism in Eukaryota, Fungi, Ascomycota, Dothideomycetes, Mycosphaerellales, Mycosphaerellaceae. The record is from the annotation of a GenBank genome assembly.